UUCCCAACACAGAGGGCAGAGGUCUCAUCUCACUGAAGUCACUCUGGGCAAAUAUUUACACAAUACAGCUUGUGUCCAAGUAGAGGAGAUCCUGCAGCAUGACAGACUGACAUUGGUACAGAAAAAGCAAUUUGAUCAUUCAAUUUGAGAAGAAAGACGCAGUUUUCAAAAACUUCUGGGAAAUGGAGGCUGUCAUACUGCUGGUGCUGGUACCAUUGGCGUCUGCGGGCCUCCUCUCACAGCCGCUAGACUGCGCAGACGUGUACAAUGCCGGCUCUAACGUCAGUGGGGUGUACAGGAUUUACCCCGCAGGGCCCACCUCACCCCUCUACGUCUACUGCGAUAUGGAAACCGAUGGAGGGAAGUGGACGGUAUUCCAGAGAAGGAUGGAUGGCACCGUGAAUUUCUACAGGGGCUGGGAUCAGUACAAGAGGGGCUUUGGGCAUGCAGGAGGAGAGUACUGGUUGGGUCUAGAGACCAUCCAUAUCAUCACUCUAAAGCAAAGGUAUGAGCUGAGAGUGGACAUGGAGGACUUUCAGGGAGCCAAGGUCCAUGCCAAGUACUCCUCCUUCUCAAUUUCUCCUCAGAUUAUCAAUGCUGAAAGUGAUGGAUACACACUCCAUGUCAGUGGAUUCAAAGAUGGGGGAGCAGGAGAUUCACUAAGUUAUCACAGUGAGCAGAAGUUCUCCACCUUCGACCGUGACCAGGACUCCAACAGUGGAAACUGUGCGAUAUCAUACCUUGGAGGGUUCUGGUACAAAGACUGUCACUAUGUAAACCCCAAUGGCAUCUACAUGUGGGGCACAGUCAAUGCCCAAGGAGUCUGCUGGUAUCACUGGAAAUCAAACUAUUACUCAAUGAAGGCCAUUUCCAUGAAGAUCCGGCCAGCGGUUUAAUACAUACUGUAGUAAUCUCAAACUCAGCCAUAAACUUGUAAAGGAAACAACAUUUUUAAUUUCUUAAUUUUUUUUCUUAAUGUCUAUUAAUCCUCAUUAAAAACUCAGUCGUCAACACAUAACGGUGAAAACAAACUGAUUCCUUUUGGCUUAAAGUUCUUUAUCAGUUUGUAAAUAUGAAUUUAAUGUAUCGGCAAUAAAUGUGCAUCACUGUG
Messenger RNA from Brienomyrus brachyistius, 1111 nucleotides. Its product is annotated as microfibril-associated glycoprotein 4-like. Lineage: Eukaryota; Metazoa; Chordata; Actinopteri; Osteoglossiformes; Mormyridae. Bases 183 to 896 code for a protein of 237 amino acids. The record is from RefSeq and is a predicted model, not a curated record. The transcript is spliced from 5 exons. Gene Ontology annotation, biological process: elastic fiber assembly.